Phaeodactylum tricornutum CCAP 1055/1 is the source of this 881-nucleotide messenger RNA. RefSeq lists its product with no specific name. Gene Ontology annotation, molecular function: sepiapterin reductase (NADP+) activity. The transcript has a single exon. Bases 48 to 881 code for a protein of 277 amino acids. Gene Ontology annotation, biological process: tetrahydrobiopterin biosynthetic process. NCBI's taxonomy places the organism in Eukaryota, Bacillariophyta, Bacillariophyceae, Surirellales, Neidiaceae. The record is from RefSeq and is a predicted model, not a curated record.
UGACGAUAUCAGAGAGGGAAUCGUAACCGUAGUUAUUGCGUGUACGUAUGCCGGUCACCAACUUGCUUCUCGUGAUCACGGGCGCAUCACGCGGACUCGGUCGGGCGAUAGCGAACGAAUUUUGCGGACCGUCCCUGUCGGGCUAUUGGCCCUCACUCCGGUACAUACGUGCGGUAUUGAUUGCUCGUUCCACGAGCGGCUUGGAAGAAACACGCACGGCUAUCGAAGCAAAUACUAGAAAGAGCGAUCUGAACAUUCGCGUCGACCUGCAUUCCAUCGACCUGUCCGACCUCAAUACACUGGAUCAUAAACUCGAUGCAGUAUUUCAGCAGAUCCAGAACGACCAAAUCAAGUACGAUCGAGUUGUAUUGGUAAACAACGCAGGAAGCCUUGGUGCAUUGGGUCCGUGUUUGGAAAGUCCGUCCCUGAGCGAUAUGCGUCAAACGGUGGAUUUCAACGUCACCUCGGCCCUUUGGACAACGGUCCGUUUUGGCCGUUUCAUCCGUGACGACGAGCGAACGAACGACGCAACCACCACGAUCGUCAACAUCUCGUCGCUGGUGGCGGUACAGCCCUUCCCGACCAUGGCAAUCUAUUCGGCUGUGAAAGCUGCACGCGAUUCGUAUCAGGAAGCUUUUGCCCAAGAAUUGAAUGGUGAUACAAACGUUAAAUUUCUCAACUACGCACCCGGUCCUCUGGAAACAGACAUGGCCAACGAGUUGCGCAAAGAUGCCAGACUGGAUGACAAUCUAAAGCCGCACUUUCAGAAAACAUUGAUUGAUCCGAACGCUUCUGCCAAGACGCUAGCUCGCUUGGUUGCAGAAAACUCGUUCGAGAGCGGCAAACAUAUUGACUAUUUUGAUCUUCAGUCCGAAUCCUAG